Molecule: messenger RNA, 780 nt
Organism: Radiomyces spectabilis
Lineage: Eukaryota; Fungi; Mucoromycota; Mucoromycetes; Mucorales; Radiomycetaceae
Exons: 1
Source: RefSeq, a predicted model, not a curated record
CGUAUACUGACAUCUACUUUAGCCAAUAGGUACUAUACUAUCCCCUAGUGGCCGUCGCUGGCGAACUUGGGGUCAAUAUGAUUCCCCAGUAUUACCUACCUCUGCUCGAUGUGAUAUGUUGUUCAAACAAUGACCAAAGCCCUCUCACCAACAAAUAUCAAUGGAUCAUCGUGCUUCUUAAAAGAUCAUCAUGACGUUGGGUAUGGCAUAACCCUUUUGGAUUCAAUGGAUCACUCCAGUUUUCGCCAGGGUCAACAUAGGCAAACUAGGUAAUGGUGAGUUGUUUAGAGGAUGUUGCUUGUGGUAUUUUGUUGUUUUAUUCUAUCCGCUGCGCCGAUAGAUACAGUAACCGAAUGCUGCGUAUUUGUAUGCAAGUGCAGAUUGCAAAGGAUUGAAAGAUUCGAGGCUUACAACAAGAUUGAGUAUGCAAUCAUAUGCAUGUUGUUUGCCAAACAACUCUGUGUACAGCUGAUGCCAAAAGCCCGUUCUGAAAUCACAACAACAAAGUUUGCUUCGCCACCAAACGUAGUUUGAAGUACCAGAACUUUUUCUCCGGUCUCCAUCAUUAAAAAGAAGAAGUAGCCCAAAAGCUCAAGCUAGCGUAACGCGUACCUUCAGCAUGGUUGAAUGUAGCAAACUAUCAGUGAAUAGCAUUUAAUAUAACGGAUCUUUUUUCCUUUUUUUCCCUUUUCCGCAUGAUUUCAUUUUGUGCAAGGGAUCAUCAUGUGCGAAACUCACACUUUGGUGGCUGAUGUUGCACGAUGAUUCUCCAAACUCGCU